Molecule: messenger RNA, 1087 nt
Organism: Oncorhynchus kisutch (coho salmon)
Lineage: Eukaryota; Metazoa; Chordata; Actinopteri; Salmoniformes; Salmonidae
Product: ladderlectin
Exons: 7
Coding region: 316-885 (189 amino acids)
Source: RefSeq, a predicted model, not a curated record
ACAACGACCUUAAACACACAGCAAAGACAACGCAGGAGUGACGUCGGGAAUGAAUGUCCUUUAUUGACCCUUCCAAAGUCCGGACUUGAACCAGAUUGAACAUCUCAAGAGAGACCUGAAAAAAGCUGUGCAGCGACACUCUCCAUCCAACCUGACAGAUCUUGAGAGGAUCUGCAGAGAAGAACAGGAGAAACUCCCCAAAUACAGGUGUGCCAAGCUUGUAGCGUCAUACCCAAGAAUUCUUGAGGCUGUAAUCGCUCCCAAAGGUGCUUCAACAAAGUACUGAGUAAAGAGUCUGAAUAGGAAAGUAUCACCAUGGCGAUGUUGACCAUAUUUCUGCUUCUCAGCGCUGCCUUUGCUCUGGGUGAUGCAAGAGAUCUGAAUGACACAGAGAAUCAAAUUAUUGAGAAUCUGAUACGCAACCUGCCAAUCGAGUCUGAGGAGAUGGGAGCGAAGGAGAAGCGGGAACUACAAACCAGGAGUUCAUCAUGCCCACCUGGUUGGCACAGAUAUGAGACACACUGCUAUCACUACGUCCCCAUCAUGGCCAAAUGGCCAGAGGCAGAGCAUUACUGUUUGCUAUUGGGAGGUAACCUGGCGUCAGUGCACAGCCUCUCCCAGUAUAACUUCCUUCAGUCAGUCAUCCAAAGUAGUGCCAACGGAGCCCAGCGCACCUGGAUUGGAGCCAACGAUGCCAUCAAGGAGGGUCUUUGGCUGUGGAGCGAUGGGUCCAGGUUUAGCUACCAGAACUGGGGCCAGAGGCAACCUGAUAACUACAUCCAUGUUGCUGGGAACGACAACACAAAUGGCCGUGAGCAUUGUAUGGAGAUGAACUAUGGAGCCUGCUGGACGCAACUUCCAUUCAUGUGUUCCAGAAAGCUGUAAUAUCGACCGAUUGGGAGAGAAUUCAUGUUCUAACGUUACUCCCCUGGUUAGUCUGUCAUCAUGUUUUGUGUACUUUUAGAUUCUUGCUGAUUUCAUUCAGGUGAUUGUAUUGCCUUAUCUUGAUGAUUGAUGAUUGCUGAUUAUGUGAAGUGACUUUCGGUGUCUAAAAAGCGCUUAAAAUAAAAUGUAUUAUUACAUCUGA